Messenger RNA from Balearica regulorum gibbericeps (East African grey crowned-crane), 1597 nucleotides. The record is from RefSeq and is a predicted model, not a curated record. Lineage: Eukaryota; Metazoa; Chordata; Aves; Gruiformes; Gruidae.
GUUACGGCACCUGGAAUACCGGGGCCGCCAACACUCAAGGUACAUACGCCACGAACGCGACGAGUUGGCAAGCGGCCACGUACAACUACGCCGCGGCCGCUGCCACCUCCGGCAGCUGGGAAACACCCAAAACUUCGGAUAUGAGCAUGAACGCCGACGUCAACGCCGCCAUGCCCGUCGCCUCGUACGGCGCCGAGACUUCGGCAAACGAGAAUUCGGAUUCCAUCAUAGCCAAAAUCAACCAGCGUUUGGAUAUGCUGUCGAAGGAAGGCAGCGGCGGGACAGGGGAGGGGAUGGAAGACCAGGAGAGCUCUUUCAGAUUCGAGUCUUUUGAAUCCUACGACUCGAGGUCAUCGAUGAACGACCGCGACAUGUACCGAUCCGGCUACGAUUACGGAGAAGUCGGAACCGAUCGGAACGAUUCCUUCGGGAGCCAGUUCGACAACCGCAGGGAUCAGUCUCGCAACCGAGGAAACAACUACGGCCUGAUCCGAGGACGGGGUCAAAACCGCGUUCAAAAUCGAGGGCGUCUGAACGCUUUCAACCGCACCGACCACUUCAUGCCCUCCUCCAGCUCCGAGCGCCUCUCGGCUCGUUGGAACGAGUUGAACUACAUGGGUGGGCGCGGGAUGGGGGGCGCCGGAUCCAACAGGCUCCCGUCCCUCUUUUCCCAAGCCCUCGUUCCCGACUACGACUAUGACUAUGGCAUGAUGGGGAUGUCGGGCAUGGGAAUGGGACGGUAUGGGAAUAUGCCGUACGGAAUGGGGAGGCAACGAAACAGAGACAGGAUGGGUACGCCCAAGAGGAGAGGUUUCCGAAACCGUUCGGGAGGGCGAUCGGACAGCGAGGGAGGAGGACGCAAACGAAAACAGUCGCAGAGCGGAGAUGAGCCGGACAGCAAACAGGCAAAGACCGAUAGCGAAGGAGACGACACCGAGAACGAUGAGGGCGAAGGAGAGGAAAAAUCAGGAGAUGAAGCUGACAAAGCGUCUGGAGAUGGGUGCGAAGAUGAGGAUGAAGAGGUGAAGAAGAAGAGGGAGAAGCAGCGGAGAAGAGAUAGGAUGCGCGACCGUGCCAUGGACAGAAUCCAGUUUGCCUGUUCCGUCUGCAAGUUCCGCAGUUUUGAGGAAGAGGAGAUCCAGAAACACCUCCAGAGCAAGUUUCACAAAGAGACUUUGCGAUACAUUGGCACCAAACUCCCGGAUAAAACGGUCGAGUUUCUGCAGGAAUACAUCGUCAAUAGGAAUAAGAAAAUCGAGAAGCGACGCCAGGAGCUGACGGAGAAAGAGGGCACAAAACAGAAGCCGGAUCCUUUUAAGGGUAUCGGCCAGGAACACUUCUUCAAGAAGAUCGAGGCGGCUCACUGCAUGGCGUGCGACAUGUUAAUUCCGGCGCAGAACCACCUUCUCCAGAGGCACCUGCGAUCCGCCGAUCACAACAGAAACCGCAGGAUGGCUGCGGAACAAUUCAAGAAAACCAGCUUACACGUCGCCAAGAGCGUCCUGAAUAACAAACACAUCGUAAAGAUGCUGGAAAAAUACCUCAAGGGAGAAGAUCCCUUUACGGAUGAAAUCGCGGAUCAGGACGUGGAUGAAGC